UGAUUGAAAACAAAAACGUACGCUAGUAAACACCAAAAUUCAGGUGGUACAGUGUAGGAAGAACAGCAAUGGCUAAGUACAUUGCACAAAUCAUCGUUCUGGGUGCUCAGGCAGUUGGACGCGCCUUCACCAAAGCGCUAAGGCAAGAGAUAGCCGCAUCCCAGGAGGCCGCCCGUCGGGCAGGUGGCGGCAAACAGGGCGACAAGACCGCAGAGUCCAACCUACGCACAGGUAUGACCGUUGAGGAGGCCAAGCAAAUCCUGAACGUGGACGACCUCAAGAACGUGGACAGCAUUAUCAAGAAUUACGAGCAUCUGUUCAGUGUGAAUGAUCGCGGGAAAGGCGGUUCCUUCUAUCUACAGUCAAAGGUCUUCCGGGCCAAAGAGCGCCUAGACACCGAACUGAAAGCCCAGCGGCCGCCGCCACCGAAAGCGGAGUCAGAGGCGGAAGCGCCUCCAAGGAGGGGCCGGCAAGUACGCUGAAUCCUGUUGUACCUCCAAACAAAAAUAAUUAGCUACUAAUUGAUUUAUAAACUUAUGUGUUAAGUACGAAGACGACUUGUGUGUUGCUGUAAAUAGAUUUGUAUGAACAAAAUGA
This is a messenger RNA of Drosophila persimilis, 597 nucleotides long. RefSeq names its product mitochondrial import inner membrane translocase subunit Tim16 (gene blp). The transcript is spliced from 2 exons. NCBI's taxonomy places the organism in Eukaryota, Metazoa, Arthropoda, Insecta, Diptera, Drosophilidae. Gene Ontology annotation, biological process: protein import into mitochondrial matrix. The record is from RefSeq and is a predicted model, not a curated record. The coding region runs from base 69 to 482 and encodes 137 amino acids. Gene Ontology annotation, cellular component: TIM23 mitochondrial import inner membrane translocase complex.